Messenger RNA from Rhagoletis zephyria (snowberry fruit fly), 601 nucleotides. RefSeq names its product transmembrane protein 14 homolog. Gene Ontology annotation, biological process: regulation of heme biosynthetic process. Lineage: Eukaryota; Metazoa; Arthropoda; Insecta; Diptera; Tephritidae. The record is from RefSeq and is a predicted model, not a curated record. Gene Ontology annotation, cellular component: mitochondrial membrane.
UUUCAGAUUUGAAAAACUACGCAGGACCGCCCUUUGAAAAACAGUCCCAAGCUGGAAGCACAAUUGGAUCCAUAUCGAAAACUUGCAAAAUUUCGGGCGGCACAAAAGAUUUGUCGAUCACAACUUCAAAACCGAAUUUUUGUAAGCCCGAUUAUAAGUGCGGCAGGGGCUCAUGUUUUUUACAUGGUUAAUUUGGAAAUAUAUAAAUUUUAAAUAAACUCACAUAGUUAACAAAUAUGCCAACUGACUUGAUUGGAUAUUUAUAUGCUGCUACUGUGGCUGCUGGUGGCAUUACAGGCUAUGUUAAAGCCGGUUCCAUUCCCUCGUUGGGCGCUGGUUUGGCCUUUGGUGCUAUACUUGGCGUAGGUGCACAUUUUAAUUCACAGGAGCCCCCACGUCCACUCUUGCAGUUGGGCACAGCGGUUGCUUUGGCCGGCAUGAUGGGUGCACGUUGGCGGCGUUCCGGAAAACUAAUGCCUGCUGGCAUGAUUUGUGUGAUAUCCGUGGCAGCCAUAUUGCGAAAUUUGGUUGCAUACAACCGGUACUUGCCCCUCCCAGGAAGGCAGCAGUAAAUGCGUAUAGCUGCCUAUAUUGCUGGCAU